UGCAUCCACUGCAUAGCAACACAUUCUUGCCACAAACGUUUGUGCAGCCGGUUCCAAAUUGGUGUCGAUAUUCAUUAAAAUUUCAGAAAUAUAACUGUUUUUAGUUCAGUUAAAAAUGUCCAACUCGAAACCACUCUUGGGCUAUCAUGACUUGCGAGGGCUCGCGUACCCGGUAAAGUGGGCAUUGGCUUAUCUAGGAGUGGACUACGAAGAGAAGAAAUAUCCUCUCAGUCAGGCAGGCUUGGAAGAAUAUGGGGCAGAGAAGGGAAAUUUAGGCCUCGAUUUGCCAAACCUUCCGUACUGGAAAGAUGGCUCCAUCAACCUGACCGAGUCUCGAGCCAUUUUGAAGUACAUUGCGCGGAAGGAAGGAAACGGCGUCUUAAUGCCGAGCGACCCCAUCGUUUUGGCAAAGGCGGAAAUGAUGGAGAAUUUCUUAUGGGACGUGUGGUACUUCUUGGUUUGGAGAUGUUUCCAUGACACCGAACCCUUCAUCACUUCUCUGAAGGAACGUGGUCCACCAAAGUGGGACAUGCUGCAUAGUUUCUUGGGCAGCAAUAAAUUUAUUCUUGGAGAUAAGAUCUCCUACGUGGAUUUCAUGCUGUACGAAAUGCUGUACCAGUACACCUUGUACGAUGCGGAUUAUCUCGAACGGUAUCCAGCUCUGUUGAAGUAUAAGAGCAAUUUCGAGGAGAUUCCGCAAAUCAAGAAAUUCAUUGCUUCUCCCGGAUACCUUAAGGGACCCUGUUAUCAUCCCCUCUUCAUGAAAUAUAAAUGUCAAGAUUUGACCGUUUAGCCAUUUUUUCAAGCUGUUUGCAAAGAUUUUUUCAGAAAUCUGAAAUAAAUACAAAAAACGUAUUUGCAUAUGUA
Folsomia candida is the source of this 867-nucleotide messenger RNA. Its product is annotated as glutathione S-transferase Mu 1. The record is from RefSeq and is a predicted model, not a curated record. Gene Ontology annotation, molecular function: glutathione transferase activity. Bases 116 to 793 code for a protein of 225 amino acids. The transcript has 5 exons. NCBI's taxonomy places the organism in Eukaryota, Metazoa, Arthropoda, Collembola, Entomobryomorpha, Isotomidae. Gene Ontology annotation, biological process: glutathione metabolic process.